ACGUAUUUUCAAUGUUCAAUUUUCAAUAUCGUAUCUGAAGAGAGACUGGACCCUUUCGCCUCAUUCAGGUGGAUCCGUGGAAUAAGGUUCGUCAAUGAGAACGCAAGAGAGAUCCGAAUGUCCUGGACCCAGAUCCGAAGGAUGGGAAGAGGUGUAAUGACAUCGUUUACUUUGAUUAAACGGUCGAUGUCGAAAAAAUUACCAGCAAGUCUUCUAAUCGAAACUAUUAGGAAUAGGAAUUGGGAAAAUCUCGAUCGAGAUAUCGCUGAACGAGCCAAAAUCGUAGACACUAUUUUAAAAUACACGGAAAUCACUAACGAUCACAUGACACCUGAUUUAAAGCUUUUUCUUCUAACACCAAGAUGUUCUCUCUAUCACGAUCCAUUUGAUAAAGUAAAAAAGGAAUUCGAUCAAGUGGAAAAACAAACUUUUACCAAUCCAUUUUGGUCUAUAUACUGGCCGGGUGGACAGGGCCUGGUUAAGUUCAUAUUCCAAAAACAAAGAGAUAUAUUCAUACGUUCUAAGGAUAUUAAAGUUUUGGAUCUUGGAAGUGGUUGCGGUGCUACGGCUAUAGCAACGAAACUUCUUGGUAUUCGUAAUGUUGUGGCAAAUGACAUUGAUAAAGUUGCCUGUAUAGCCACUCUCAUGAAUGCUACAUUAAACGACGUGGAUGUUCAAGUAUCGUGGAAAAAUCUAUUGAAUGAACCACUUAAAGAGACGUACGACGUUAUUUUUAUCGGAGAUCUACUUUACGAAGAAGAAUUGGCCGAAACUUUAAUUCCGUGGCUGUUGGAUGCAUCCAAGAAAGGAACACGAAUAUUUCUUGGCGAUCCUGGAAGGCACGGCCUUACAAGUAACUUAAAGAAAUAUCUUAAACUUUUAUGCCGAUAUAAAUUGCCGGAAAACACACGGAAGGAAAAUAAUGGUUAUCAUGAAGUUUGCGUGUGGCAAUUCGUUAAGUAGCUCCUUAAAUAGUAAAUAAUUACGUAAAAGUAUGUUUAACUUUAAACUUACCUGUUUUGCAAGAAAAGAUUCCAAACUUCCAUGCUGAGCUAUCGAUCCUGUGCGAAGAGAAGUAAUGUUCGAUAGUUUUAUUCUGCACUCGUAUCUCGAUCGAUCUGAAAAUAUAUGUAACAAAAGUGUGUGCAGA
This is a messenger RNA of Vespa crabro (European hornet), 1150 nucleotides long. Its product is annotated as electron transfer flavoprotein beta subunit lysine methyltransferase-like. The transcript is spliced from 3 exons. Gene Ontology annotation, cellular component: mitochondrial matrix. Gene Ontology annotation, biological process: peptidyl-lysine trimethylation. Gene Ontology annotation, molecular function: protein-lysine N-methyltransferase activity. The record is from RefSeq and is a predicted model, not a curated record. Bases 118 to 963 code for a protein of 281 amino acids. NCBI's taxonomy places the organism in Eukaryota, Metazoa, Arthropoda, Insecta, Hymenoptera, Vespidae.